AUACUGUAAGCGCCUUUCCUCCACAAGUUCACCAUAAACAUCUGACCAUCCUGAGAGACAGAGAUUUGAAUCUACUGGCUGUGUGUUUAGUAGACUGACACUCUGUAGAACAAUGCCAGUAAGCAUAUUAAAUGCUGAAAAUAGGAACAUUUCCUGUGAGACACCAGAGGGAGCCGCGGUACACAUCCACAUUAACCAGCGUUCUGCCUUGGACUGUCUACUGGAUACCAUGCGGAUGCUCAAGAGCAAAAGAGAAUCUGACACAAAGCCGGCCAAUCACACUUCAUCUGCAGAACGUCUAGGAGUCGGGAUCUCCUUGAUCAGUUUGGGCUGCAUCAGCGUCAUGCUGGCUAUAAUUUUAUGUGUUGUGAAGCCAUGGCUCAUCAUCUUUUUUAAAGGCACCCACUUCUGGGUAGGAUUUCCGUUCAUUAUAUGUGGCGCACUGAAUGUCGUGUCUUACAGAUGUCCAAAGAGAUGCUGGGAGGCACUUGCUUUCAUCAGUCUCUUGGUCAGCCUAAGUGUCUCUAUUGCAGGCAUGAUUUUUGCAACUAAUGAUCUUAUCCAAGCCUCAUGGAAAGACGACUAUCCUUAUCUCUGUGAAAGCCUUCUCCGUGGGAGAAACAGAUAUAAUUAUGGCUAUGUAACACCAAGACCGACCAUAGAUUACGAUAACUGGGAACUGAAAAGAUGCAAGAUGGGAUUUAAGCAAUACCAGAGUCUGUUGCAUGGCUUGGUAAAUAUGACCCUGAUCAUGAUGGUCUGGGGUAUCUGCAUAUCUCUCAUUGGUCUGGGCUGUAGACUGAAAGCUUUGUGUUGUGGCUGCACAAAUGAGAAGCCUGUUGAAGAGAGAGACAAUUCCCUUGUGCCGAAAACCACUACUGGGGAGACAUUCAUUGCUUAGAGAGAAGAUGGAUUCUAUGCCAAUAAUCUGUCACUUUUACUCUCUCAGUGACAUCACAUAAAUCUUAGCCAUGAAAUCAUGAGUCCUCGUGUGACCUGUUGUUAAGGCAAUAAAAAUCACUAUCAGUUUAUUCACAAAUAAUAUAGAACUUAUAUAGGAAUGUAACCUCUUACCCUAUGGUGGUCAUUCCGAGUUGUUCGCUCGGUAAUUUUCUUUGCAUCGCAGCAAUUUUCCGCUAAUUGCACAUGCGCAAUGUUUGCACUGCGACUGCGCCAAGUAAAUUUGCUAAGAUGUUUGGUAUUUUACUCACGGCUUACAAGGUUUUUUCUUUGUUCUGGUGAUCGUAAUGUGAUUGACAGGAAGUGGGUGUUUCUGGGCGGAAACUGGCCGUUUUAUGGGAGUGUGUGAAAAAAUGCUGCCGUUUCUGGGAAAAACGCGGUAGUGGCUGGAGUAACGGGGGAGUGUCUGGGCGAACGCACCCAGUGUUCGUGACGUCAAACCAGGAACGAAACUGACUGAACUGAUCGCAGUGGCAGAGUAAGUCCCGAGCUACUCAGAAACUGCAAAGAAAUUUCUAUUCGCAAUUUUGAGAAUCUUUCGUUCGCAAUUUUGCUAAGCUAGGAUUCACUCCCAGUAGGCGGCGGCUUAGCGUGUGCAAUGCUGCUAAAAGCAGCUUGCGAGCGAACAACUCGGAAUGAGGGCCUAUGUUUCUGCUGCUAGAGCUCUUGUGGGAAAAGGAGCUUUGUAACACAGGGGCAGAUUUAUUAAGCGUGGUGAAGUGAUAAAGUGGAAGAUGAUAAAGGACCAGCCAGUCAGCUCCUGUCAUUUUUCAAACACAACCUGUGACAUGGAAGUUAAAAUCUGAUUGGCUGGUCCUUUAUCACCUUCCACUUUAUCACUUCAUGGGAAAAAAAAUUGGGAUUGUCCUUAGUAAAGCGGGAUACAUUGAAGCUAUGCACAUGCUAUGCACUGUUUCUUUUCUCUACUUUCAAUAUUAAAAUUUAUUUUUAUUCUGGCACCAAAA
Pseudophryne corroboree (corroboree frog) is the source of this 1925-nucleotide messenger RNA. RefSeq names its product transmembrane protein 176B (gene TMEM176B). Lineage: Eukaryota; Metazoa; Chordata; Amphibia; Anura; Myobatrachidae. Gene Ontology annotation, cellular component: membrane. The transcript has 7 exons. The coding region runs from base 113 to 901 and encodes 262 amino acids. The record is from RefSeq and is a predicted model, not a curated record.